Nematolebias whitei (Rio pearlfish) is the source of this 2145-nucleotide messenger RNA. RefSeq names its product A kinase (PRKA) anchor protein 1b (gene akap1b). Gene Ontology annotation, molecular function: RNA binding. Lineage: Eukaryota; Metazoa; Chordata; Actinopteri; Cyprinodontiformes; Rivulidae. The record is from RefSeq and is a predicted model, not a curated record.
GAUUUGAUUGCUGGUUACCGGAGGAAAUGCAGCUGAGAUUUCGAUCAGUUGUUCCCUAUACAUUGCCUGGAGUACUUGCACUGAUCGGGUGGUGGUGGUACACCUCCCGGAAGAAAGAACGACUUAUCAGCCAAGAGGGCUCAGAGGGGCCUCCAACUGCUGAGAUCCUUAAAACUUCUCAAACAGAGGACAGAAAUGGGUUGGUUGAGAAAGACACUGGUUCGUCCCCACAUGAAGAGGAAAUCCCAUCCCACAAACCCUUAAAACUCAACAGCCAUGGAUCUCAACAAGAAUUUAUUUCCCAAGUCCACGUCCAGGACAUGGAAGCAGCACCUUUAUCAUCAAAACAUUGUGAAGAUGCUGUUGCCUCUAGUGGCAGAAACCGAGGUGAAGUCAAUGAACCCUCAAACUUGGCUUUACUAUCAUUUAAUAAAGAGGAUAUGUCAGAAGAUUCGUUUAAAGACCUUAAAGACUCAUCCCUUGUUCCAAUUGGACAACUGGAGGAACACCUUGACAAAGAUUCAGCAAAUGCUCCUGAAGCCUCAGUAGAAGAAGUUAACUUGUCUUGCCAUUUUACCAAAGUCAUCAGCUCCUCGUUGACAGCAGCACACCUUUCUGAUGCACAGAGGCCAGAACCAGAGGGGGAAGUAGCUACGCAUCAGAACAUUGCUCAAACACAAGAAGAGGUGGCUCUCGCACCAUCCAAAGUGUCUAGGGUUGUUCAUUUAGAGGCAGACUCUCUGGAGAGUCCCCUGUCAGUGGAUUUACACAAACACUUACUCACCAGUACCCCUACAGCUCUUACCUUCAGAGUCCAGGACCCCAGCACCACAUGGAGAGCCUCAGAGGAUUCCCAUAUUGGGAGUACUCAAGAAGAGCAUAAUCUAGAGCUUCUGGCAGCUGGACUUAUAACUGAGGUCAUCUCGGCAGCCACCCAAGAAGUCCUUGGUGUCACCAGUUGCAAAGUCACACAGAACAACCAACUGAGCUCCAGUAGUUGUGUACUACUGGCCAGUGAAAAGACAUGUUCACAUGAAGAGCCAAUUCCAGCAAUACAGCAACACAGCUGGCACAAGAGAACCUGUGGAGAGGCAGCAGAAAUGCAAGGAGUGUCUGCCAGUAGCUCCAUGACUGCAGCACGAGGAGCUGCUGAGACCACUGAUGAGAUUCAUGAAAUCAAUGGUGCACAGAGCAGUCUUUGGCCAGCACAGCUACAUCAAGCAACAGUGCUGACCACAAAACAAAGACACAACGAAGAUUCAACCUGCAGCACCUGCCUCUCUGAGGAUGGUGUCAACAGAGAGGGCAUGCAGAGCAGCUCUUCUGAAACUCAAACUGAUUUGAUCCAAGUUACAGACUUGUCUUCAAGAGAAACAGUGCAGCUGGAGUCACUAGUGGAGACCAUGACUGAAGCAGCUGAGGAGGACUUUGCGGAUGCUGUGUGUGUUAUAAGGAGACAUAAUGGGAUAAGCUCUAAGGAUGGAGCUCAUCGAACAUGCGAGGUGGACACAGAUCAAUCCGGAGUUGGUGUCAUCUGUGCAGCUCCAGCAGUGGAAGGAGCCUGGUGGAGAGCUCAGGUCAUUACAUUCUACAAAGAAACAGAUGAAGUGGAGAUCAGAUACGUUGAUUAUGGAGGCUACGACAGGGUAAAGAUCGACUUGCUGCGACAAAUCAGGUCUGAUUUUGUAACACUUCCAUUUCAAGGAGCAGAGGUCCUGCUGGACAACAUCGCCCCACUUCCAGGGGAGGAUCGUUUCUUAGCUGAAGCUACAUCAGCUUUGGAGGAAAUGACUAGAGGUGUUCCUUUGCUAGCGCAGGUCUCAAACUACGAUAACAACACGGGUCUUCCACUUAUCCACCUAUGGAACAUGGUUGGAGAGGAGGUGAUUUCAGUGAACCGGACCCUGGCAGAAAGGAACCUGACUGUUUGGGUUGAUGGGUUCUGAUGUCCUGGGAUCAUCUGAGCUCCACACGUUCUCCUCCGUUCCUCUCAUGUGGUCAGCAGUCUGGAGAGUCUGAGGGCCUUAAAUCCACCAGGCACAUUACUGGAUCUGAGAAGACCUCCCCACCCCCCAGCCUUUCUCACUCCCCUUAACUAUUCUUUUCCAUGGUUUUUUUUUUUUUUUUUUUUUUUUUUUUUGGGAA